UUGCGGAGGAUUAUAUCCAGUCGAUAACAAGGCAUGGCAUACCUCUUCGACACACCUCUGCAAAUUGCAUUCUUUUGAAUCCAUCCAUUAUCUUUUGUCACGCCAAAAACAUUUCAAAGAAAAAUAAAAAAUUAAAAGAGAAUAAAGGAGGAAAAGUCAGAGAAAGACAGAGACAGAGAUUAUUCAGAAAUUAGUUGAAGCAAUGGAGAACCUGAUGAUUCCUAGUACUUCAAAACCUCCUGUAAUAAUCCCGACAAAACAUGAAAAUUUAUCUGAAUUUUCUCAAACCCCAAGGAAACUCAAAUUUUCUAAAACCAAAACCAUCAAAGACCAAAAAAUUAACGACAACCAUUUAAACUAUCUUUCACGAAACGGCCGCCUAACUGAAGCUAUAACCGCUCUUGAUUCAGUUGCCCAAAAUGGGUCCCAGGUAAGACCCAACACCUUCAUUAAUCUACUUCAAGCUUGUAUUGAUUUUGGUUCUCUAGAACUUGGUCGCAAACUCCAUGCCCGAAUCCAUUUAGUUAAAGAAAGUGACCGGUUCGUUGAAACCAAGCUUGUUAGCAUGUAUGCAAAAUGUGGGUCUUUUUUUGAUGCUCGUAAAGUGUUUGAUAAAAUGAAUGAAAGGAAUUUGUACACUUGGUCUGCUAUGAUUGGUGCAUGCUCCAGAGAGUCGAGAUGGAAAGAAGUUGUGAAACUUUUCUUUUUGAUGUUGAAAGAUGGUGUUUUGCCUGAUGAAUUUUUGUUUCCGAAAAUUUUGCAAGCUUGUGCUAAUUGUGGGGAUGUUAGGACUGGGAGAUUGUUGCAUUCUUUAGUAAUUAGAUUGGGGAUGGUUUGUUUUACGCGAGUUAGUAAUUCGGUUUUAGCUGUGUAUGCAAAGUGUGGGAAUUUGAGUUCUGCGAGGAGGUUUUUUGAGAACAUGGAUGAGAGGGAUAGAGUGGCUUGGAAUUCAAUGAUUUUGGCGUAUUCUCAGAAGGGUGAGAAUGAUGAAGCUUAUAGGUUGUUUAAUGGGAUGUGGGAAGAUGGAAUCAGCCCUUGUAUUAUUACAUGGAAUAUAUUGAUUAAUGGUUAUAAUCAGUCGGGGCAAUGUGAUGUGGCAAUGGGAUUGAUGAAGGAGAUGGAGAGUUCUAGGAUAAGUCCCGAUGUGUUUACUUGGACAUCAUUGAUCUCGGGGCUUGCUCAAAAUGGUAGGAAUUGGCGGGCAUUGUGUUUGUUUAAGGAGAUGAUAUUGGCUGGGAUCAAGCCUAAUGGUGUUACUAUCACUAGUGCAGUUUCUGCUUGCGCAUCCUUGAGAGUAUUAAAGAUGGGGCUGGAAAUGCAUUCUGUUGCUCUUAAGAUGGGUAUAAUUGAUAAUGUACUUGUUGGGAACUCCCUUAUUGACAUGUAUGCUAAAUGUGGGGAACUGGAAGCUGCAAGGCAAGUCUUUGAUAAGAUUGAAGAGAAAGAUUUUUAUUCUUGGAACUCAAUGGUUGCAGGAUAUUGCCAAGCUGGGUACUGUGGGAAGGCUCAUGAACUCUUUAUGAAAAUGCAAGAAUCAGAAGUGAAGCCUAAUGUCAUUACAUGGAAUACAAUGAUCUCAGGAUACAUACGAAAUGGAGAUGAAGAUCGAGCUAUGGAUCUUUUUCAACGGAUGGAAUGGGAAGGAAGGAUAAGGAGAAAUACAGCAUCUUGGAAUGCUCUUAUUGCUGGUUAUGUGCAACUUGGGGCAAUAGACAAGGCAUUUGGAGUUUUUCGGCAAAUGCAAUCAUGCUCCAUUAGUCCAAAUUCGGUGACUAUAUUGAGUAUCCUGCCUGGUUGUGCCAAUUUAAUUGCUGCCAAAAAGGUCAAAGAGAUCCAUGGCUGUGUUUUGCGUCGGAAUUUAGAGUUUGUACUCUCUAUUUCAAAUUCUCUGAUAGACACUUAUGCCAAGUCAGGUAAUAUAUUAUAUUCUAGAAUCAUAUUUGAUGGAAUGUCAACUCAAGAUAUUAUUUCCUGGAACUCAAUAAUAGGAGGUUAUGUCUUGCAUGGUUGUUCUGAUGCUGCCCUGGAUCUUUUCAAUCAGAUGAGAAAGUUGGGACUUAAACAUAAUAGAGGUACCUUUUUGAGUAUUAUCCUUGCACAUGGUAUUGCCAAAAAGGUAGAUGAGGGAAAGCACAUUUUUUCUAGCAUCAGUGGUAACUAUGAGAUUAUACCAGCCAUAGAACAUUACUCAGCUAUGAUAGAUCUCUAUGGCCGCUCUGGUCAGCUUGGGGAAGCAAUGGAGUUUAUUGAAGAUAUGCCGAUAGAACCUGACUCCUCUGUUUGGACUUCCUUGCUAACUGCCUCUAGGAUUCAUAAGGAUAUUGCUUUGGCCGUCCUUGCAGGGGAACAGUUACUUGACUUGGAACCAGGAAAUAUUGUGGUUAACCAAUUAAUGUUUCAGAUAUAUUCCUUGUGUGGGAAAUUGGAUGACUCUUCAAAAGUGAGAAAGCUUGAAAAAGAGAACACAUUAAGAAGAUCUCUUGGGCACAGCUGGAUUGAAGUUAGAAAUACAGUGCAUACAUUUGUUACUGGUGAUCAGUCUAAGCCGUGCUCAAGCCUUUUGUAUUCAUGGGUGCAAAGCAUAGCUAGAGAAGUGAACAUAGAUGAUAAUCAUGGUGAGUUUUUCAUUGAAGAAGAAGAGAAAGAGGAAAUUGGUGGCGUCCAUAGUGAAAAAAUUGCAUUAGCUUUUGCCUUAAUUGGCUCACUUUCAUCCCCUCAAAGUAUAAGGAUUGUUAAAAACUCUAGAAUGUGUAGGAACUGCCAUUUAACUGCUAAGUAUAUCUCCUUGAAAUUUGGGUGUGAGAUAUAUCUGAGUGAUACAAAGUGCUUCCAUCGUUUUAAGAAUGGACACUGUUCUUGUGGAGAUUAUUGGUAGAGUACAUAUGCUGGAAAUAAUAAUUAUUUGCAUAGAUUCGUCUUCUAAAAAAGCACAGGAACUCCCUUGGAAACUAUAACAAUGUCUCUUCUCUGUGCUCGAGCACACAGCUUUCUCAAGAAGCCAUAAGCUGAUGAUCAAUGGAACGCUGGCCAGUGGAGAAUUCAAUUUAUUUCACUCAGGAGUGGCUGACAAUGAGAUAUUCUUCUAUCCCAUCCACGUCCCUUCUAUUGGCAGUAUUACUUUUGCAGAAAUUUCAGGAUCCUACAAGAACUUGGAACUUGAAUUGCUCUUGUUUAAUUACUACAGCAGAGCAUAUCUGCUUAUGUUGUAUCUUGGCAAGAGCCACCAUGUAGAUCUUAAUAGGUACUGCACAGUGUGCACUUCGCUUCCUUGAUUUACAUUCAGAAUGCUUUCUGUAGUGGGUUUAAUGGCACCUUAUUGUUGUUUAAACAGGAAUCUUUUGAUUGUCCUUUGGAUAGGUCUUGUCAAUUUUAGAGCAUCUACAGUCAUAAACCAUUCAAGAUUUGACUCUUAAAAUGUUUUUAUAGGACCUUCUGGACAUUUCUGUCCAUAUUUGAUAACACCAAAAAAGUGUUCUCUUGGUCUCCUAUGCUUCUAAUGAUGAAAGAUUUUCCCCCAACCGAAACAAAAACAUUCCAAGAAUAUUUUGCUGCUUUUCUUUUUCUUCUGAGAUAAGAAAAACUUGGGACUUGAUUAAGAGAGUGGUGAGAGCCAGCUAAUCGAGAAAGAUUCUGAGUUCCACCUUAGCUGGCAUUGGCAAUGCACCACCUUAGCUGGCAUUGGCAAUGCAAUCUAGCAGAAGAUGCUGGUGCAUAAAUAACUUUAUUGCAACGACCUUUUAGAUGGUUUUAAAAGUUUUUUUGAAUAAUAUGAGAGCAAGCUUCUAAUCAAGUCUUGCAUAAACUAGCUACGCCUGUAGAAAUUAGUACAUAGUUUUCUUUGCGUUAAAUAGCCAUCAGAAUUGCUGCCAAUUUGCUCGCAUCACCUUCAUUGCAAAAGUUGAAAGCUCCUAAGGAUAAGCAUAAUACUGUCUUUUGAAAUGGAGAGAACCAAAAAAAAAAAAAAAAAGAACUAAAAAAAUCAAGGAAUUGAGUUCAAUUGCUUGAUCAUAUGCAGCAGAAAUCGGCAGCUGAACCAUUAACAAGCAACAACCAUGGUGCAUAGAUAAGUAAUUUGAUACAUGGAAAUUGUAUCUCAAAAUAACAUUUAAAGAAUUGUGUUUAUGAAGAUUCUAUAAUCGUUCUAGACAUUGAAAAAUAGAAGUUUUAAUAAGGCGUAACAUUUAUGAUAGCUGACGUGGGGAAUAUUUGAUCUUAAAAUGCCCCUUAUAGCGAGGGAAAUCUUGAUUCCGAAAUUUCACAAUAAAAAACAGAGAAAAUUAUGAUAAUGAAAAAUCCUGACCAUCUCUGGAUCUGAAGAUUUAUCGUUAGACAUUAACUUGAAGGAGUCGUUGCCAAUUUUUUUUUAUCUAGGUACGAUUGGUCACCUAAAGAAUCUAUCAUUUUAAGAAACAUCUAAGCUUAAGGGUUCCUAAAAAGAAUAGGUUCAGGUCUACUAACCAAAACAGGAUUCGGGAGUACGGUUACCUAUGAGAAAGGUUGUAGCACCCUCACAAUAUCCAUCGAAAGAUG
Messenger RNA from Durio zibethinus, 4530 nucleotides. The record is from RefSeq and is a predicted model, not a curated record. Lineage: Eukaryota; Viridiplantae; Streptophyta; Magnoliopsida; Malvales; Malvaceae.